Phragmites australis (common reed) is the source of this 2651-nucleotide messenger RNA. RefSeq names its product RNA demethylase ALKBH10B-like. Lineage: Eukaryota; Viridiplantae; Streptophyta; Magnoliopsida; Poales; Poaceae. The coding region runs from base 278 to 2239 and encodes 653 amino acids. Gene Ontology annotation, biological process: mRNA catabolic process. The transcript is spliced from 8 exons. The record is from RefSeq and is a predicted model, not a curated record. Gene Ontology annotation, molecular function: mRNA binding; demethylase activity.
UCUAGUUUCGAGAAUCUUCGCUGCCAGAUCCGCCUCUCCUCUCCACACCUCGCCCGGCCCAGCCCGGCUCCUCCUCCUCCUCUCUCUCUCCACAGCGGUAGUGCCACUAGCCGAGCCUUCCCUCUCUCUCACCUCUUCUCCAUUCCAACACUACCACCAGAGACAAAGGCAACUUUCGGGGAGAAAAAUAUACAGCAAAACCCUAGAUCUCUUCUCGGCAUUGCCGGUUGGGUUGUGCCUUUCUAUGAGCGCGGCCCCCCAGUGACGAGGCACGGCGAUGGCCUCCGCCGCCGCCGUCAUCCCCUCCAUCGCCUCCGGCGCCGCUGCGGCCGCUGAGCCCGCCGCCUGGCUCAUGGACGAGCGCGACGGCUUCAUCUCCUGGCUGCGCGGCGAGUUCGCGGCCGCCAACGCCAUCAUCGACCUCCUCGUUGUCCACCUCCGCGCCGUCGGCGACCCGGGCGAGUACGACCACGUUGCCGCGGCCGUGCAGCAGCGCCGCCACCACUGGGCGCCCGUGAUCCACAUGCAGCAGUUCUUCCCCGUCGCCGACGUCGCCUUCGCGCUCCGGCAGGCCGGGUGGCGCCGACGAGUGCCGCCGGCACAGGGGCUCGGUGCUGGCGCGUCGCCGUCCCCACCUCCGCCGCCGCCUCGGCGGCCAGCGUUCUCGCCGUCCCAUCACUCCCACCAACACCAUCGCCACGGUGGUAACCAUCGCCCCGAUCCGACGCGCGGCGGCGGCGCAGUUGCAGCGGCUGGAUCCGAGAAAGAUGGACGUGAAGUUCAUAACAGGGAAGGGAAGGGUCUGAAAGAAGUGGAAAACGUGGUUGAUGCUAAAGGCUCGCGGUUGGAUUCUCCUAUAACUGAUGAAGGUGAACAAAAUCCAAAGCUGGAAGCUGUUUCUGAAGGAAACAUCAAAGUGGUUGCAACCUCUGUAGAGCAUUCAACCAAUGAAAUCAUUGAUGGCAAGACGGUUAAUUCUGUUGAAGGCCUCAAGGUUUAUGAAGGGUUGGUAAAUGUGAUCGAGACAAAUAAGAUUCUUUCUUUAGCGAAUGAAACAAAAGCUUCUUAUCACCGAGGAGGGCUUGAAGCUGGGCAGACUGUUAUAAUUGGGAAAAGACCAAUGAAGGGUCAUGGAAGGGAAAUUGUUCAGCUGGGUGUUCAUAUAAUCGAAGGCCCUCCUGAUGAUGAAAACCAAAGAGAGACAAGGGUGGAAGCGGUUCCUGGGUUGCUGCAUGAUCUGUUUGAUCGUUUGUAUCAGCAGGAAAUUAUACCUUUCAAACCAGAUUAUUGUGUUAUCGACUUCUUCAAUGAGGGAGACUAUUCUCACCCUCACCAUUCCCCACCUUGGUACGGUAGACCUCUUUGUACGCUUUGCCUGACAGAUUGUGAUAUGGUGUUUGGCCGAGCUAUUUCAGGAGAUCGAGGUGAUCAUAGAGGUCCUCUGAAGCUUUCGCUCACAACUGGGUCUCUUCUACUCUUGCAAGGGAAAAGUGCUGAUUUUGCCAAGCGAGCCAUUCCCGGUACACGCAAGCAGCGAAUCCUACUAAAUUUUGGAAAGUCUAUACCAAGAAAGCACAUCCCAGCUGAAAGUGCUUCUCGGUUUACUCCUCCAUUAACACCUCCUCCUAUGCCCUGGGGUCCAUCAUCAAGGCAAGGCAACAUGCCGCGCCAUCCCCCAAGCCCUAAACAUUUUGGAUAUGCCCCUGCCAGUGGUGUAUUUCCAGCACCGGCAGUUGGACCUCAUCACAUACCUCCAUCUGAUGGAAUGCAGCCACUAUUUGUAGCCCCUGCUCCUGUUGCUGCUGCAGCCAUACCUUUCACACCAGCCGUUCCCUUGCCAAACACAACGGCAGCUUGGGUGCCAGAAGCUACUCCCAGGCCUGCUCCACCUCGAUUCCCUGGUCCUGGUACAGGGGUCUUCCUUCCUCCGGGAUCAGGCCACCUACUGCCUCAUCAGAUGAUGCCAGCUUCUCAUGGUCAUGGUGAACCUAACUCUCCACAAGGCUCAUCUGUUUAUCUGCAUAACAAGAGCACUGGCAUGGAGAUGGUUAAUGGUAAUCUUUCUCCAAAGAGCUCGCCAACAAAAUAUUCUACUACAAAUGAGAAACCAGAAUGCAAUGGGAGCUCAAAUGGUGGUGGCAGCUUUGUGAAUGAGAAAUCAGCUUUAGGCAAGGAGCUGCAGAAUGGUGGUAUGAAGAAUGUUGGGAACAGCAAGGUCCAGCUGAAUGACGCUAAAUAGACGGGGAAGUAUAGUACAUAGACAACAGAAACUGAAGAGACGAGGAAACUUCAUUUUUUUGGACCGUGAUUUUGCGGGAGCAAGCCAGAGCGUCAUCUGCUAUCAUUACAAGAAACCUGGGGAAGCUUUACUGAGGUCUUCAUUGACAACUUUAUUAUCCUUGACAAGAAACCUCGAUGUCGAGUUCCUAAGAUGAAACACCGUCUUAAAUUUUGUAGCUGCUCUGUAGCAAAAUUGGAUUUAUCACGUUGCCUUAAGUUAUCAUCUGCUAUCAUUACGAAAAUGUGGGGCUAGAUGUUCCAUAGCGUGUUCUUUGGGCAGUAGGACCAUUUCUGAGGUAUUUGUUAUAAUGUUACCAACCGAACACUUCGGAAAUGGAAAAAAUGGGAAGUAAACUUCUUUCGUGCUGAUA